AUGAAUUUUUGUGGUCGGCAAAAGGUGGUGCAGCGGAAGAUGGUGCUGCUCGGUGAUGGAGCGUGCGGGAAAACAUCGGCUUUGAAUGUGUUUACUCGAGGGUUCUUCCCUACUGUUUACGAACCAACGGUUUUUGAAAACUAUGUCCAUGAUAUCUUCGUCGAUAACACACAUAUGGAAUUGUCACUAUGGGAUACAGCCGGACAAGAAGAAUUCGACCGUUUGCGAGCGCUUUCCUAUGAAGAUACCCACGUCAUUAUGCUCUGUUUCAGUGUCGACAAUCGAGAUUCCUUCGAAAACGUAUCCACCAAGUGGAUGGCUGAGAUUCACGAAAACUGUCCCGGCGUGAAGAUGGUUUUGACAGCACUUAAAUGCGAUUUGCGCAAAGAUGAAGAACAGAACGAGAAUCCGGAUGCGGUUACUUUUGACGAAGGACUUGCAAAAGCCAAGGAAGUCGGCGCUGUCAAAUACUUGGAAUGCUCGGCCGUUCAGAAUCGCGGGAUUCGCGAGACCUUCUAUGAAGCCGCCAAGGUGGCAUUGGAAGUGAAGCCAGCUAGCAGCAGCAGUAGCCAUGGAUGCGUUAUUCUAUAA
Messenger RNA from Talaromyces marneffei, 591 nucleotides. RefSeq lists its product as uncharacterized. Gene Ontology annotation, biological process: small GTPase-mediated signal transduction. The record is from RefSeq and is a predicted model, not a curated record. Gene Ontology annotation, molecular function: GTPase activity; GTP binding. The coding region runs from base 1 to 591 and encodes 196 amino acids. The transcript is spliced from 8 exons. Lineage: Eukaryota; Fungi; Ascomycota; Eurotiomycetes; Eurotiales; Trichocomaceae.